Molecule: messenger RNA, 1090 nt
Organism: Eucalyptus grandis
Lineage: Eukaryota; Viridiplantae; Streptophyta; Magnoliopsida; Myrtales; Myrtaceae
Product: ATP synthase subunit delta', mitochondrial
Exons: 2
Coding region: 129-767 (212 amino acids)
Biological process (GO): proton motive force-driven ATP synthesis
Molecular function (GO): proton-transporting ATP synthase activity, rotational mechanism
Source: RefSeq, a predicted model, not a curated record
UCAACCUCCGGUAAGAACGCCCAGAAAUCACUGCGACCUCAGUCUCUCUCUCUCUCUCUCUCAUCGCAUUUUCUUCAUCUCCUCCGACCUCGCGACCGCCGAGCGAAACCCCCCCACCUCGAUCCGCCAUGUUCCGCCACGCCGCCAAGAAUCUGCUCCGCCACCGCCCCGUCCCCACCACCUCCGCCGCCGGCGCCGCGGCGGCGAGGGCCCCGUCCCGCACCUUCUCCGCGGACGCCCCGGCGGCGCAGACGGCCGACGCGGGGUUCGUGGAGGCGUGGAAGAAGGUGGUCCCCAACAUCGACCCUCCCAAGACCCCUCUCUCCUUCAUGGAGCCGCGGCCCGCCACGCCGGCGUCGAUCCCCUCCAAGCUCACCGUCAAUUUCGUCCUCCCCUACGCCUCGGAGCUCUCCAAGAAAGAGGUGGACAUGGUCAUAGUACCAGCGACAACUGGAGAACUUGGUGUUCUUCCUGGGCAUGUGGCCACUAUUGCAGAACUAAAACCUGGAGUUAUGUCAGUGCACGAUGGAAAUGAAGUGACAAAGUACUUCGUCAGCAGUGGCUUUGCAUUCGUCCAUGCAAACUCAUUUGCAGAUAUUAUUGCUGUUGAGGCUGUACCGCUUGAUCGAAUUGAUGCAAGCCUGGUCCAGAAGGGGCUUGCUGAAUUCACCCAGAAAGUGAACUCGGCCUCCACGGACUUGGAAAAAGCUGAAGCACAAAUCGGAGUGGAUGUGCAUAGUGCUCUCAACUCGGCUCUAACUGGCUAAGCCUUCAAACCGUGGGGGCUGUUCUUGGUUGGUCAUUUUCAGCAUCACCCGUUUUCUUUCUUUGAUGUGCUUGAUUGAUAUCUAGAACCAACGUGAGAAGAGAUGUCUCCGACAUUCUGUGCUGGUCGAUCUUGCACGGUAAUUUCUUCAAUAAAAUAAUCCUCAAGUAAAAUUCUUCGGCUUUCUGAAUGGAAAAAUGGACACCUUUGAAGCUCUCUCUCUGUCUCUCUCUCCGUCUCUCUCUUUCUCUCUCGCGGGCAAGUGGAAGUGUACUUCAUGUUGAAUGAUGUAAAACAGUAGCAAGGGAGAUGCUAGUUUUCUUA